Molecule: messenger RNA, 4836 nt
Organism: Paramecium tetraurelia
Lineage: Eukaryota; Ciliophora; Oligohymenophorea; Peniculida; Parameciidae
Exons: 3
Source: RefSeq, a predicted model, not a curated record
AUGUAAUUAAUUAUGCUAAUGCAACCACUUUUUAUGAUAAUUGAAAAUGGAUUAGAAGAGUGGAAUCCUGAUUAUUCUUUUUUGCAUCUAAUUACCUUAUUAAUAUUCAGAUAAGACGUGCUCCUUUUAGAUUAUGACAUUGCAUUUACGAGAGUAUAUUUAGUAGUUUUGGUGACAUUUACAAUUCAAAAAGCAUGGUAAUUUACCAUUACUUACAUGCUAUAUCGAAUAAAGGAACGUGAGCGGUAAUUUUAGAAGAUGGAAGAGUGUUCUCCUUUGAGAAUUUCAUUGAUGAUAUUGGCGAUAUAUACAUAAUUUUCAAUGACAAUAUUGCACUUGAUAUUUUCAACCCUUUGUAUAAUUAGCUUUGCUUUUUGUAUUUAAGAUGGAUAGGAAUACGUUCAUCUAAUUUUAUCCUUACUGACAUAUAUUCUUUGGUAGGCUGAUUAUUUAAUUACAUAUACUAUCUCCAGUACAUCUCUAACCUUUAAGCACAAUUAUUUGGAUGUCUCAUAAACUACCCUAUUCACUUAUCUAGCCUAUCUUUUCCAGUAAUUGCAAAUUAUAAUCUAUUGUAUUUUACAGAACCAAAGCAGUGUGAGGUUGUGCAACAUUGUACUGUUAUUAUUGGAAGUGCUGUCAUCCUUAGUAAAUUAAUUUUUAUUUUAAACCUACAUCUUCAAAGAAUCACGCCAAGUAUUAUAUUUCACUUGUUCCCUCAAAUUUGUUCUAAGCUUUUACUAUUUAGGUAGAUCAAUCGAAUCAAAGUAAAUGUUUGAAUAUUUGAUAAUUCCAUUGUUGUUGCUCCCAAUAAUGUAUUACGGAUUAAUCUCAGUUGAUACUAAACUUCAUUAUGAGGCCUUUGUAAAUAUCUUCAAAGAAGAACCAAAUCUCAAUAAACUUGUCUAUCAAUUGAAACUUAUCCUGAAUCAAUGUGAUAUUGAGAAAUAAAUGAUUCCCCUAAAAUCAUCCUUAAUCAAUAAAUCGCAUCGGAAGAUAUGUCAUAAUCCAUCAUGCAUAUGUUCAAAUAAAAUAUUCAUCUCUGAAAUUUCAUAGGCAAAUGCCAUAACCUAAGCUAUUUUAAAGUAAUUUAUUUUUAACAAAAUUUCAUUCAUAUUAUAUUCUAAAGAAGCCUAGAAAAGUCAUUAGUACAAUUAAUUAAUAGUUGUACAAACCUUAUUGCUAUAUGACUUUGGUUGGCUAACGGAUUCCAUUAAAAAUCUAACUUAACUAUUGAAUUGCCAAACAAAUAAUCAGAACUUCGUUAUUAGAAAGGAAAUAUAAAAAAAAAUUGCUUAUGAUGAAUCUUGUAAUGAAACAUCAACAAAGAAAGAUAAAUCUGAUGAACAUUAAACAUAAUUUAUUAGAUUGAAAAUCCAGAUCAGUUUAAUUGAUUAAUGCAGAAUAAACUAUAUUCUGUAUUUAGCCAAGUCUAAACUAAAAUCUUAUCUUGGUACCUCAAUGCAUGCUUAUUAAUAACUAAUGGUAACAGAUUUUAUUCAAUCGUUCCUCACUUAUGAUUAAUCUCUCAAAUAAAUACAGUAAUAGACUGUGGAAGCUAUUAAUGAUAAAAUCGAGUUUUAUUACAAAAUAAUAAAGGAUGAGAAGUAAAAUUUAAAUUUAUUGGGAAAGUGUACCAAAGAAAUAUGCUUUAAGCUUAAUAAAUUGAAGAAACUACUUAAAUAAAUAUAUGCAGCAUACCCGUGUUCCAGUAUCUAAAGAUGUAUAUGUUUUUUUCAAUGCGAAUUAUUAAACAAUUAUUACGAAGCUAAUAAAACAUCAACACUUACGUCGAUGCAGGAUGACAAAAUGUUUAGGAAUAAGAAAAUCACUAAUUAUGAUAUUUAAGUUGAUCAAACCGCCUAUGCCAUACUCUCCAUCAAGGGAGAAUUAGAUGAUUUCCAUAUAGAAUAGGUGUCCUCAUACUUUUUGAAAUUGAUUGGCAAAGCCUCAAGUAAGGAUAUCCAUUUUUUUUAACUAUUACCUCGUUUUAUGAAGAAUUGGCAUCCCUCAUUCAUUCAUAAUUUCUUUAAUGAUGGAUAAUCCAGAUAUUAUAAGAGUUUCAAUCAAAGCUUUAUUUCCACAAAUACUGGAUUACUUAAGACUGUUUAUUUAUGCUAUGAUAUCACUAAGAUUUUAUCGAAUCAAAACCUUGUAUUCGCAGCUUUUCUAUAAGAAUUACCUGAUUAGAAGUGUUUUUUAUUAUCAUAUGGAACGAAUUAGAGAUUGACAUUUUCUGAGAACUUCUUUAAAAAGAUAGGAUUUCAUCAAAAACUAAUCCUUGGACUCCCUCAAGUAUUGACAAUAGUUAAUGGACUCUAUUUAUAAUACUUAAUACCUUCAUUUCCAUAAGGAGAUGUAGAGAGUGAUACAUUUUAAUUAAAUACUGAGAUGAGAUUUUUGGAUGACAAGCAUUUGAAAGAGGUAUAAAAUGAGGGAGUUGAUUUGGGAAUGUACAUUUUGGAUCCAAAAUAAUGGUAAAAGGAAGAUUAAGUUUAAUUUUAUUCUGUCUCCAUUAUUGUAACUAAACGUUAUGUGGCUUAAUAAUCAUACUUAUUAAUUGAAUUUUCAACUAUUUCGAAAAUAACUAAAAACCCAACUGAAAAUUCCAAAUUCUAAACUAUAUAAAAUAAUGACAUAACAUCACUGUAAUCCUAAGAAGCUGAAUUCAUUAAUGAUAGUUUUGCAUCACUGAUGAACUUGAGUGAUGAAGCUGAACCAAAAAAAGUUAACAUUUUUGAUGUCAGAAUGAAAGAGUUUCUAUAGAAUGAAUUACAAGAGGAGGAUGCUGCAAAUAUAGUGUCAUACAGGAAAGAUGAAUUUCAGAAUAAUGUAUUUCCAUAGAGUCAUAGAUUACUGCUUUCAGAGAGGAAAAAAGAAAUUUAAUAGGAAUUUUUUAAUAUAGAAUAGAUGCGUAUGGACUCAAUAAAACAAUCCUCAAUUUAUGAAUCACAUAAGUAGAUACCAGCUGAACAUAAUGUUAUUGAUGAGAUUUAAUCGUAGUAAUCUUCUGUAGGAGGAGUAAAAGAAUCUUAAUUGUUUAAGAAAUUCGAAAUGAUUGAGAAGAUAAUCAAGAAAAAGAAAUUUGAUAAAAUGUCAGUAUAUCUCAUAUUACUUUUACUACAAACAGCUUUCUUUAUUUCGUUUGCAUUAAUUGUAAUAACUUUGAUAUCAUCGGAAUUGCUGAUGUUUAUUCAAGAGAUAGAUAUGAUAUCAUUGCAUGCCAGUAUUAUGGCACCUCAUGAUUUGUAUCUAUCCAUUAAAGUAACAAUAUCAGCAUAUUAGCAAUAAUAUCGAGAAAAGUAUAUAGAUAAUGCAACCUUAUAUAAAUUGAUAGAUCCGUUGUAUUAAUUCAAUGCUCCUUAUUACUUUGAUUUGCAAAAUAAUUUAUUUGAUGUGUUACAGAAUGAGCAUUUAUAAGCAUUCUUUACGGAUCAAUAGGCUACAGUCUAUUUCAUGGGGAAUAAUGAUUCUGUGACAUAUUCAAAGGAAUUGUCAUUUAGAGAGGAAUUGCUAGCAAUAUUGCAUGCUCAGUAUCAAUUCAAACGAGUGUUUGAUGCUCGUAAGAAUGCGAAUGGUUAGGCUUGUCAAGUAUUGCAAUUUGCAAAUUACUUUAAUUUGUAGGAUAAAUUAGAAGAAUUGACAAAUUAGAUUUUGGAAUACUCAAAAAACAGAAGUACAGCUGCUGCAGAUUAAUGGUUUGUUAUAUGGUUAAUUUAUUAAUUGAUUGCUGUUUGUAUUGGACUCAUUACUCUAUUUUAUAAGAGGAGCAUAUUAAAAACUUAUGAGAAAUUGUUAAGUUUGUUUUACUUUUCAGACAAAAACUCGUUAGAAUAGGAAAUAUAGAAAUUAAAACAUCUGAAUACUUUGAUUUAGUAGAAUUAGGAUUUGUUAUCAAAAUAUGAUUUUAAUUUUAGAGAAAGAGAAGAAUUGGUAAAUAGAAAGAAGAAAGAAAGCCAAUCAAUAAAAUAAGAGAAACCGAAAAAGAAAGGUGAGCAAAAGUUGUAAAAAAUUAUUCCAAUAAUAGCCUUUUUUUGCAUUUAUAUCUACUUUUUAGUAUAUUCAGUUAUAAUUCAUGAAGAAACCAAGAACUAUUUGACAAAGUAUAAAUAGACAACUGAUUUUUAUCGAUUAGUUCAAGACCUUAGAUUUAGGAGUGGAAACAUUUAUGUCUACAGAGAAAUCUUUUUCAGAUGGUCCAAUUUUACAUAUCUCAAUGCAUCAGAUUUAGAUCGUUUAUAUGGUUUAGUUGAGAAAUCAUAGAAUGUAAUGUAAGUGUAUGUCAAUGGCUUAUAACACUAACAAAAUGAUGAAUAUCUAUUCUCAGAUAGCUAUGUUGACUUUGUAAGUUAAGUAGAGAAUUCAAACCUUUGUAACUUCAUAAAUUCAAAGUACCUGAAUCUUACUCCAUAUUGCGAAUCAGCCUUGGAUGGAGUAUUAAUGAAGGGAAUGAUACCUAGUUUGAAUUACAUUUCUCAAUCCAUUCGUAGUUAAUAGGAGAUCAACAACUUCACUAAGAGAGCAGAAGUCCAUUUUUAUGAAUUGGAAGGAGCUCAGGUCAUUUGUUUAGCCUUUUAGAAUGUAUCGGAAUAGUUAAAAUAAGGUAUGAUUGAACUGACACAUACUUUUAAUCAAACGAAUGAGAUCCUGUCUUAUUUAUUUUUCCUAUCUUAAUUGUUGUUUUCAAUUGUUUUUGUGACCUGUUUCAGAAAACUUUUGAUCUCAGAAUUCACUAUGUAUAAGAAAUCUCUGCAAUUGAUUCCCAUUCAAGUGUUGUUAGGUGAUGAUUCUUUAGAAAGAGCUUUACGUCAAUUUGAAUUUACAGAAAAAAUAUGA